This is a messenger RNA of Gopherus evgoodei (Goodes thornscrub tortoise), 2700 nucleotides long. RefSeq names its product NOC3 like DNA replication regulator (gene NOC3L). Gene Ontology annotation, biological process: DNA replication initiation. Gene Ontology annotation, cellular component: nucleolus. The record is from RefSeq and is a predicted model, not a curated record. Lineage: Eukaryota; Metazoa; Chordata; Testudines; Testudinidae. Gene Ontology annotation, molecular function: chromatin binding.
UGAGGCAGCUCAGCCCCGCCCCGCCCCGCGCUUCCGGGCCUGCGCAGCGGCCGCGUGUGUCCGGGACCCUUAGAGCCGCGGCAAUGAAGCCGAGAAAAAAUAAAAAACGAGUUCCAAGCUUUCGCAAGUUGCUGAAAACUAGUAAGGUAAAACUUGACAAUAAGUUAAAGAAUAAACAGUUUAAGCAGCAGAGCAUUGCUAAGAAAUAUCGAAAAGAGCAAAGAAAACUUAGGCAAGCUGUCAAAGAUGUUACAUCCAGAACAUCUGUUCCAUUGGAAGAAAACAAGAAAAAACAUGCAGCUGAAAGAGAAGAGGAAGAGGAAGCUCUUCCACUGGAUAUGAUGGAUGAAGAUGACCUGAAAUUAAUGGAAGAUUUAGCUCAAAAAGCAUCAUUUGUAACGAGAGACCUUUCUUCUGUUGAACCUGUUCAUGCUAAGAAACGAAAACAGGAAAGCGUGAUUGACAGAUAUGAGAAAAUGCCAAGGCGCAUGCAGACUGAGCCAGAAAAAGAACUUAUUCACCUGCUUCCUAUCAAAGACAAAAGUGGCAUUAUUCCACAAACAAUGGAAAAGCCAGUCAUCAGUGUUGCUCAGAACGAAGAGGAGGAAGACACAGAAGAAAUGGAGGUGGUAGAAGAAUCUUGUGAAGAACCCCAGCCUGUGCUCACUACAGAUGAACUGCUAAUUCAAAGGAGAAGGAAGCUGCAGGAGAAGAAGAGACACAUUGCAGCCUUAGCAGCUGCCAUUCUAUCUGACCCAGAAAACAGCAUAAAGAAGCUGAAAGAGUUGCGUGCCAUGCUAAUGGAACAAGACCCCAAUGUGGCUGUGAUUGUUCGGAAGCUGGUGAUGGUUUCUCUGAUGGAAAUAUUCAAAGAUAUUACUCCUUCUUACAAAAUUCGGCCUCUGACUGAAGCAGAAAAACAUACCAAGGUUAGAAAAGAAACUCAGAAACUAAGAGAGUUUGAAGAAGGCCUUGUGAGCCAGUACAAGUUUUACUUGGAAAAUCUGGAACAAACAGUUAAAGACUGGAAGCAAGGAAGCUGAGAAAAGUACGUGAUCUCAUUAAAAGCAUAUAAAGGUCUGGCAGAGAUUGCAGUCAAGUGCCUGUGUGAGCUUCUUGUGGUGCUGCCUCACUUCAAUUUCCACAAUAACAAUGUCCUGAUUGUACCUCUCAUGAAUGACACAUCAAAAUUGAUUUCUGAAAUGUGCUGUGAAUCUGUAAAGAAGCUCUUUAAACAAGACAAACUGGGCUCUGUUUCUCUGGGUGUCGUUAAGGUGAUUUCUGGCCUUGUAAAGAGCAGAAAUUAUGAUGUUAGACCUGAGGUGCUAAAAAUAUUCCUUCAUCUAAGAAUUAAAGAAGUAGAAGUAAAAAAAGACGCAGAAGACAUUACUGCGAAGAAAAAGUUCAUGUCCUUUAAGGAGAAAAGGAAAAAUCUUUCAAGGAUGCAAAGAAAGUGGAAGAAAGCAGAAGAGAAGCUGGAACGAGAACUCCUGGAAGCAGAAGCCUCAGAGAGUAAAGAAAAAAAACUGAAACUGCACACAGAGACUCUGAAUAUUGUAUUUUUAACUUACUUCAGAAUACUGAAGAAAGUACAGAAAUCCCCUCUUUUGCCUGCAGUACUGGAAGGUCUUGCAAAGUUUGCCCAUCUGAUAAAUGUAGAAUUUUUUGAUGACCUGUUGGUUGUUCUGCAUUCUCUCAUUGCAUCUGGGGAUCUAAGCUAUCGGGAGAGUCUUCAUUGCGUUCUCACUGCUUUUCAUAUUCUGUCUGGGCAAGGUGAUGUUCUUAACAUUGACCCUUCGAAGUUCUACAGUCACCUUUACAGGACACUAUUUAAGCUACAUGCAGGUGCUACGAAUGAUGACAUGGUGAUAGUGCUUCAAUGCCUGGAUGUAAUGCUUACCAAACGUAGGAAACAGGUUUCCCAGCAACGAGCCCUUGCUUUCAUAAAGCGACUUUCCACACUUGCUCUCCAUGUCCUUCCAAAUUCCAGUGUUGGGAUCUUGGCAACCAACAGAAUAUUGAUGCAAACAUUCCCAAAAACAGACCUCCUGCUAGACAAUGAGGCUCACGGUAGUGGACUUUAUCUCCCAGAAUUGGAUGAGCCAGAGUGUUGCAAUGCCCAGAACACAGCUCUGUGGGAAUUACAUGCGCUACGGAGACACUAUCAUCCAAUAGUACAGAAAUUUGCAGAUCACCUUAUUGCUGGAGCUCCAGCUGAAGGUUCAGAAGCUCUCAGACCAGAUCUGAGCCGAAGAUCUGGCACAGAUCUUUUUGAGACAUAUAAUAUGAAAGGAAUGACUUUUAAUCCUCCUGUAGCAUCAGUUACACCCAGAAAAAAGGAUAAAUUUUUACAAGGGGAUUCAUUUGUAAAUGAAGAUUUAAAGGAAUUGAUUCAGACACAUCUCAGUGAGACUGCUGUUCACAGACCCUUGGAUUUUGCUAAACACUUAAAGGAAUCAUCCCUAUCAUAAGGUUUGUUUUUUUUUAAUCUUAAAACGUGACAGAACACCAGUCAAUACAACAAUCCAGUUCCUGAAAACUGAGUAGUGUGCAACACAGCCAAGACCUAUGGCUUCCAAUGUCAAUCCCAUGCAAGCGCUGAUACCAGCAUUCACUUUACAUAGAAACAAAUACAGACGUAGGUAGGAAGGGUUAAAAAAAAUGCUUAAGUGUAGAAUAAAAUGUUUUCUUUACAAAACA